CUUCCCAGGUGUUAUGGCAAUUUAACACUUGAUACAUUACAUAUUUCGGCUAGAAAUAAGUCUCUAUUGGAUGCCGACAAAACUAACUACCGCUCCACAACGUGGAUAUUAAAGAGAGGCCAAGCAAUAGGAAGCAGUAAUCAACCAUCUUUCUUCUGCCAGCAGAAAUAACAAGAACAGUGAGAGGGUCCAAGUCAUUGAGCUGGUCCAAAUGGGGCUGUAGUUUGCAAUGUAUUGUCUGUUUCUUAGCUAGAUACUUGUAAAAGACCGGACGACUCGGUUGGAAUAUAGCAAGAUAAACCUUGGAAUCGCGACUUGUUAACCCACGGCACAUCUGGAGGUUUAUGAUUAGUAGACUGGCUAUAGCUAUUAGAAUUUGUAUUCAUUUUUUCAUGUUUCCAAUAGGUUUACCUUCCCCUAAUCCCCCACCGCCAACCCAAGAGGCUAGACCAGCAGCUUCAGAUGUAAAUAACGACAGCAGUAUCACGUCUUCGAAGAAGAGGAAAAUAAACAGUUCUGAGAGGGAAGACAUUGAUUCAAUCUCUUCAUCUCCUAAAACCACAAAUUAUUCAUCUUCCUCCUGCUCCUCCACUUCGCAACACAUUCAGAAGAAGUUGAGGUUCGAAGAUUCAGUAGAUUUCAUUGGACUGGAUGUGAAAAUGGCCGAGGAGUCGUCUGCAUCGUGUUCUUCUAACAAGAUGAAAACAGUUUUUUUGGCUGGGGGUGUUGGGCACCAUGCAAACGGACUGACGAAAACGGCAGGCUCCACUACCUUCUCCAACAGCAAACCUGGCGCUGCAAAGAAACUAGUCAUCAAGAACUUCAAAGAAAAGCCCAAAUUACCAGAGAACUACACACACGAGACCUGGCAAAAGCUAAAGGAGGCGGUCGAGGCCAUUCAGAACAGCAUUUCAAUCAAGUACAAUCUUGAGGAGCUCUACCAGGCUGUGGAGAACCUCUGCUCCCAUAAGAUAUCAGCCAAGCUCUACAAACAACUACAGGUUGUGUGUGAAGACCACAUCAAGGCACAAAUCGAUCAAUUCAGAGAGGAUGCACUGGACAGUACACUCUUCCUGAAGAAAAUAGACAAGUGUUGGCAAGAUCACUGCAGACAAAUGAUCAUGAUUAGAAGUAUAUUUUUGUUCUUGGACCGCACCUAUGUUUUACAAAAUUCAAUGCUCCCGUCAGUCUGGGACAUGGGCCUGGAGUUGUUUAGGUUUUACAUUAUCAGCGACAUGAAGGUCCAGAGCAAGACCAUCGACGGAAUCCUGCUGCUCAUCGAGAGGGAGCGCAGCGGCGAGACCGUCGACCGUAGCCUGCUGCGGAGCCUAUUGAGCAUGCUUUCUGACCUGCAGAUUUAUCAGGACUCCUUUGAACAGCGCUUUUUGGAGGAGACUAAUCGUCUGUAUGCCGCUGAGGGACAGAGGCUGAUGCAGGAGAGAGAGGUCCCAGAUUAUCUCCAUCACGUCAACAAACGCUUAGAGGAGGAAGCAGACAGAGUCAUCACGUAUCUAGACCAGAGCACACAAAAACCUCUCAUUGCCACUGUGGAAAAGCAACUACUGGGUGAACAUCUCACUGCAACACUACAGAAAGGCUUGAAUCACCUGCUAGAUGAGAACAGAAUCCAGGACUUGUGUCUUCUCUAUCAGCUCUUCAGUCGGGUGAGAGGGGGCGUGCUAGUCCUCCUACAACACUGGAUCGAGUACAUCAAGGCCUUUGGAAGUACGAUGGUCAUUAACCCUGAGAAGGACAAGACCAUGGUACAGGAGCUGCUGGACUUCAAGGACAAGGUGGACCACAUCAUCCACGUCUGUUUCAUGAAGAAUGAGAAGUUUGUCAAUGCCAUGAAGGAAGCCUUCGAGACCUUCAUCAACAAGAGGACAAACAAACCUGCUGAGCUCAUUGCAAAACACGUGGAUUGGAAGCUGAGGGCGGGGAACAAGGAGGCCACUGACGAGGAGCUGGAGAAGAUGUUGGACAAGAUCAUGAUCAUCUUCCGAUUCAUUUAUGGAAAAGACGUUUUUGAGGCCUUCUACAAGAAAGAUCUGGCCAAGAGGUUGCUGGUGGGAAAGAGUGCCUCCGUGGAUGCCGAGAAGUCCAUGCUGUCGAAACUGAAACAUGAAUGUGGAGCGGCAUUCACCAGCAAGCUGGAAGGCAUGUUCAAGGACAUGGAGCUUUCCAAGGACAUCAUGGUGCAGUUCAAACAGUGUCAAAACCUCCCUGGUAACAUUGAGCUGACGGUGAACAUCCUCACCAUGGGAUACUGGCCCACCUACGUCCCAAUGGAGGUCCAUCUGCUCCCAGAGAUGGUGCGGCUGCAGGAGAUUUUCAAGACGUUUUACCUCGGCAAGCACAGUGGCAGAAAGCUACAGUGGCAGUCGACAUUAGGCCAUUGUGUUUUAAAAGCUGAAUUUAAAGAGGGCAAAAAGGAGCUUCAGGUAUCCCUGUUUCAGACACUAGUGCUGCUCAUGUUCAAUGAAGGAGAGGAAUUCACCUUAGAGGAGAUCAAGCUAGCUACAGGAAUAGAGGAUGGCGAGCUGCGGCGGACCCUGCAGUCGUUGGCGUGUGGCAAGGCGCGCGUCAUCCAUAAAGUCCCCAAAAGCAAAGACGUGGAGGACGGAGACAAGUUCUCGUGUAACGAUGACUUCAAACACAAACUCUUCAGGAUCAAGAUCAAUCAGAUCCAGAUGAAAGAAACGGUGGAGGAGCAAGCCAGCACCACGGAACGAGUCUACCAGGACCGGCAGUAUCAGAUCGAUGCCGCCAUCGUCAGGAUCAUGAAGAUGAGGAAGACUCUGAGCCAUAACCUCUUGGUGUCGGAAGUGUACAACCAACUCAAGUUCCCUGUCAAGCCUGCUGACCUAAAGAAGAGAAUCGAGUCUCUCAUUGACAGAGAUUACAUGGAGCGCGACAAGGAGAACCCCAACCAAUACAACUAUGUGGCUUAAAGCGAGUUAGACAGAGCGAGGGAUGAAGAGAGGGAGAUGGAGAGCAGGUGGUCCAGUCAGGCUGAAGGCUUCCCUGAGCCCUCUGUCCCAUGGAUGCUCUUCCUCUUGCUCUUCUGCACACAUGGAUGUCAACGUUACCCUCUUUAACCCAGCAACCGACAACUGAAUGGAUACUGCUCAGCGGGAUUUUAUCAGGGGCCUGUUUUCCAGUGGACUGCAUGCCCAUUAAACAAGAAUAUCGUCCAUUCAUUUCUCAGUGCCGCUCGGUGAGAAUUGGACUAGCUACCUUGGACAAAAAAAGACAAACCAAUGUUGUUCAGUUUGUUCUUUUUUUACGGAGAGGGAAAAAAAGUAUUUAUUUUCAAACUUAGAUCUCUGUCCAUUGUCAUUUGUUUAUGGCAUUCUGUCCCUUGUUUUUUAAGUCACUACUUUAUUUGAUUUUAAUUCACUCUGUACUGUCCCAUGUAAAUGUUCAAACACCUAACAUGGCUCUUAACAUACUACACUUGGAAGAAAAGAGAAAAAACAAAAGUAAAGCUUGUCUCAUCAAUCAAUGUUGUAUGUGAGACCCAUGGAUAAACAUUCACAGUAGGAUAUUAUUUUUCCAUGGUUGAUUUCAGUGUCAAAUGUGCGCACCUGCAGCCAAGUCAAACAAUUCUCAGUAUCUAUUAGUCGCAACCUACUCCUGUUUAUUAACAGCAACAACAGCAAUCAAUGGGACGAUUGUUAAGUAGCAAUAUGAGGAAUUGACAAUAUGUGCCAAAAAUAGAGCACUUCUUUUGUUAUAUGAUUUGUUAAUGCUGCUAAACAAACACUUUAACUUGUACAUGUUAUAUGCAUUUAGUUUUCCAUUUUACUUUAGCCCUGACUGUUUCAAUGUUUACUUUUUUUAUAGACAAGACUUUACAAAUGUAUUAAAAUUUUAGUUGCGAACUUCGACAGAGAUUAUGUACUAUUAAAAGCACAGCCACAUCAGCCCCUGUUUCCCUUCAUGUUCCCAAGUAUGAUAUCUCUUGUGUUCCAAGCAUUAUAUUCUUUGUAAGUCCUCUCUGUAGGCCUUAUGGAAGGCCAUGUGUAUGUGGAUAGAUGGAGUUGUUUGAUAUCUCAACAGAUGAAACUGUUUAUUGAGAAAUCAUGCUUGACUGGACUUUAUGCCCUGUCUGAAUAAAUGUUUGUUUUACUGCUUCAGAUUAAAAUAAUUGUCAGUGUUUCUAUUUUGUUUUCCCCCCUUCAUAUCUGUUAAUUUUCAUAGACAUCUCAACCCCCCCUCCCCCCUCCCCAAUAGUAAGAUAGUAUUGGCAUGUAGUAUAUAAUAUUGGGUUACCAACAUAUCAGCUGCACCUUUUUAUUACAAGAAGUUAUCCAUAUCAGAGUUUCUAAACCAUCUUUGUCCGUAUUGUCAUACGAUGUAAAUAGUAAAAUGUGUUCCCUCAAAAAGAGGGAGGAAAUAGUAUCUUUUGAUUGGUUGUUUGGGUGAUGUGUGUCACAAAAUAAACAGGAACAUGAUUCUACAAAUCCA
Molecule: messenger RNA, 4470 nt
Organism: Oncorhynchus nerka (sockeye salmon)
Lineage: Eukaryota; Metazoa; Chordata; Actinopteri; Salmoniformes; Salmonidae
Product: cullin-4B-like
Exons: 20
Coding region: 345-2951 (868 amino acids)
Biological process (GO): ubiquitin-dependent protein catabolic process; DNA damage response; protein ubiquitination
Cellular component (GO): Cul4B-RING E3 ubiquitin ligase complex
Molecular function (GO): ubiquitin protein ligase binding
Source: RefSeq, a predicted model, not a curated record